AUGGCCUUCUCCUCGCAGGGCGCAACGACCAUGUUGCAGCCUCUUACCGAUCUGCACGCUGCCACCGACCCUGCAGCCGUGUCGCAGGUGUUGAAGAAGAUCAAAUAUGAGCUCAGCGGCCAUUCCUCGCGCAAGGCCGACUUUGUUCACAACGGCCUCAUCCAUCUGCUCGACAAGUCCUUGGCCGGCCUGGUCGUAACUCCACGCACCGAUGAAAAUGAGCUGACCUUGACUCAUACCGCCCAGGUGCUGUGUGUCAUUGCUCACGAAGGCCCUUCCUUCGUGCAGCCCAUUCUUGAGACAGACAUCUUGCAGAGUCUCCUCAGAUGCCUUCUUCAACCUCUCGCGUCCAAAACUGUUCUUACCAUCCUAAGAUGUCUCAACGCCGUCGCCGAAAACAUGCCUCCUUCGAGCCCGGGUCAAUGGCCGCAAGAUGGCAGACUGGCAGAUUUGUUGUAUUCGAAACAAUACAUCCAAAGCACCACGAGAGUUGUUGGGAUUGCUGGAGAAACACUUGCCUCGCAACAGGCAUGUGAUGCAAUGCUCGCCCUGCUCGCCAAAACCCUGUCAUCUGAGCAACAUAAACGAGCCCUGGUCGAUAAUGGUAUGCUGACCAUCUUGGCUGCGCGUCUGGCAUCGUUUGUGGUUUCCGAGGGCCUGGUUCCCCCCGACACCGAGGCCUUGGACAGCGACAAUGGCGACGUUUCCAUUCUUCCCGAUCCUGCACCGUCCUUCGCCCACCUCUCUCCCGUGCUGGAGACUAUUUGCCUCUUCAUCGAGCGGUCUUCAGAUCGUGCAGCAACUUUCCUGACCGACCCUUCCAUCAAGGCCGUCUUUCCAGAUAUCAAGGACGAUUUUGCCCCAUCUGAUAUCCGACGAGCUCCAUCGGGGGCUGCUUAUUUCUCGGGGGGCGCCGUGCCUCGUUCACGCCCGCAAGGCCCCUUUGAUGCUCUUCUACCCUUGACCCUGGUACUCGAGAAAUCGAAUUCACCCUUUCCGCCCCUACCACCCCUGGGGUCUACUGCCGCCAUCCCAAAACGUCGAGCAUCAUUCCACCCAGCUACCCCUACUUUCCAGCAGCCUAGUCCGGAGCAGGAUCCAGAUGACCUCGAGGAGAGCUCGGUAAUUUCCUGGCUCCUAUAUAUGGUUCGUGCUUCAAAAGGGAAGAGGCGCAUGCUCGCGGCAAAACUGCUUGUCAAUCUGUACAGUCUGAAUUUUGUGAAGAAGGAACGAGGGACGUCAUUUGCUUCUUUGCUGGUGCCGAUUCUCACGCGAAUGCUCGAGGUCGAUGUGCUCAAGUCGGACUCCCUGCAGCAAGGUAGUGGAGUUUAUCUCGGAAAUGGUUUGCAUUAUGCAAAGGAGGUACCUGCUGUCCUUGCAGUGCUGAUCAUGGACGAUCCCGCCAUGCAAACGGUGGCCGUGGAAGGCCGUGCUAUUGUAAACCUGUCGACAGGUCUCAAGUCAACUUUUGAGGGCCCAUCCGGACGGAAACAAAAGCCGUGGCAACCUCGCAAAGCCCACGGAUCUCACGCAGAUGUCUCGAUACCUGCGGCGAAGCUCGGAGGCCCUGCUCCAAGUCCGGCGGUCAGGAGGGAAAUGGAGUAUCGCAAAGGGUGCCUACAAGCAUUGGCGGCGAUUGCUCCGUUUGACGACGAUUACCGCAGAGCGAUUUGUGACCAAGGGGUGCUGCAUUAUCUCGUCCUGUCUCUGGAACUAUAUCAGAUCGAAAACAUCGACGAUCCCGAGAUGGAGAUCACCGGCAACUCUGCCCCUGUCAUUAUGGCGGCUUGUGGUAUAGUACGAGUGCUGACGCGGUCAGUUAAAGCCCUGAGGACCAAAAUAAUUGAGGCAGAAGUCACGAAACCAAUUAUCAAGCUCAUGAAUUCGACAAACCCCGAGGUAAGAAUUGCCGCAACCCAGGUACUCGCCAACCUGGCAAUUGAUUUCAGUCCGGUCAAAGAAAGCGUGGGAGAUCCGAAUGUGGUCAAGAAGCUGUGUGAACAAGCACAUUCUGCCAAUGCUCGGCUUCGUUUUGAAUCGCUAUGGGCUCUGAAACAACUGGUUUGCAACUCCAGCAGGAAGCUGAAGCAAGAUGUGGUUGAUGAACUUGGUCCCAGCUGGAUCAAACUCUUGAUCAAGACUAACCCUGGCGACAUUCCUGAGGGUGAAGUGAUUGGCUUGGUUGAGCGAGAUUAUCCUCCUCUCUCAGGCUACCAACGGGCAUCUUCUGGCACCGAAAAAACCAACGAUAUAGUAAUGAGCGGAGGAUUUGGCGACAGCCGCCGACUCCCUCCCGGAAGGUCCGUUGGCGAUGCAGGCCUCGACCAAACCGGAUUUGAUAUGCGACAUACUCCAGAGGAUGACACGGAGAUACAAGCCCAAGUCUUGGAUCUGCUCCGCAACUUGUUCUGCGGCGACAAUGCUUCGGAGCUCGUCAAGUACAUCUUUGAUGAAUGGGGCCAGGACGAAUUUUUCCGCAUUAUGCUCGAUCGACUUCGUCCGCGCACACUCGCGGGUCCAACACGCAAGGAAAAUUCCUCGACGCCUGCACCGACCACGAUUGUCAUCAAAGUGCUUUACAUUCUUGCUCACAUUGGUGCCUGCGAGACCAAAUGGCGCAACCUCAUCACCAGCCAACAGGCUCUGAUGAAGCAGGUCCUCUCUUUCUCUGGGCAUGAGGAUCGCGAAAUUCGUGCCCAAGUCUGCUGGAUCUCCAUCAACCUGACGUAUGAAGAUGACAUGAGUGAACGUGCCGCAUGCAGGCAGCGCGCGCAGGAUUUACAACGGUAUGGGUACGUGACACACAUGAGAAAGCUGGAGGACGACGCAGACAUCAAUGUCAGAGAACGGGCCAAGACCGCUUUGCACUUGCUGAGUAAGUUGCUGUUGCCGUGA
Exophiala spinifera is the source of this 2895-nucleotide messenger RNA. RefSeq lists its product as uncharacterized. Gene Ontology annotation, molecular function: protein binding. Gene Ontology annotation, biological process: proteasome-mediated ubiquitin-dependent protein catabolic process. Gene Ontology annotation, cellular component: GID complex. The transcript has 2 exons. The record is from RefSeq and is a predicted model, not a curated record. NCBI's taxonomy places the organism in Eukaryota, Fungi, Ascomycota, Eurotiomycetes, Chaetothyriales, Herpotrichiellaceae. Bases 1 to 2895 code for a protein of 964 amino acids.